CCAUGAUUGCCAGAGCAUUAGACUAUUGUGCUAACAUGAUCUGGUGAAGACAAUACCCAACUGCAUCCUGAGAUAUAUCUUCCUUGGCUUUUUGUUGUCUCUUGAUUCUCGUGAUCGACAAACUGUGACGCCGUCCUCACUUUAUUUAGGCGGGGAAACUUGUAUCAAUUCCUCACGAACGACAAAGUACACCAACAUCCAUAUAUUCAACUCAGACUUUCUCCUCCACCAUGGAUUCAUUACUCAAGCUGUUCUCACUGCAGGGAAAGACUGCGGUAGUCACAGGCGGUACUCGAGGAAUUGGGGCAUCCAUGGCAAUUGCCUUGGCCGAGGCUGGUGCCGACAUCAUUCUUGUUCAGAGGGAUGAAAGUAACAAACAAACCUACGAUGCUAUCAAGGCACUGGGACGUCAAGUCACCAUCGUCACCGCCAAUCUAUCAGACCAAGAUUCCGUCAACAAGAUCAUCCCAGAACUAGUCAGCCAAGGUCAUCAAAUGAAUAUCCUAUUGCUCUCAGCAGGAAUCCAACGUCGCCAUCCAGCCCACGAGUUCCCUUUGUCUGAUUGGGCGGAAGUACUACAAGUCAACCUGACAACCAACUUCACACUGGCCCGCGAUUUUGGAGGCUAUCUGCUAUCCAAACCAACCCCUCCAGCGGGAGUCUCGCGAGGCAACAUCAUCUUCGUCGGUUCACUACAGUCGUUUCAAGGGGGCAUCACUAUCCCCGCUUACGCGUCCUCCAAGGGCGGCAUCGCACAGCUGACAAAGGCCUUGAGCAAUGAAUGGGCAUCAAAGGGCGUGCAGGUCAAUGCCAUUGCCCCCGGCUAUGUGGCGACGGAUAUGAACGAGGCUUUGAUCAACAACGAGACAAGAGCGAGGCAGAUCCUGGAGAGAAUUCCUGCCGGUCGCUGGGGUGUGCCGGACGACUUCAAGGGUGCUGUCGUCUUCCUCGCAGGGAAUGCAUGUAGAUAUGUAAGUGGGGAAUUGCUAACGGUUGAUGGAGGUUGGAUGGGCCGGUAGGAGGCGCAGUUCCGAUUAUGCAUCAAAAAACGAUAUAGCCUACUGAAGGAGGGAAGAAUGGAGAGAUGUCUCCCUGAUGGAAGACCGCUGGGAUAUCAAUAUGGAUAUCAACAUGUGGAAUCUCGAGAGUUGAAAAGACCGAGGUUGCGAGUUUGACGUGUCACAACGUGUCAUUUGAAGACCCUCGGAUUAUCAUUCUUCCUCUCCAUCAAAAUCCCCCAGAUUUCAAAAGAACUUCAUUCUUCUUCUUUCUCUUCACAUCAUCCA
Exophiala mesophila is the source of this 1286-nucleotide messenger RNA. RefSeq lists its product as uncharacterized. The transcript is spliced from 2 exons. Bases 231 to 1019 code for a protein of 262 amino acids. Gene Ontology annotation, molecular function: oxidoreductase activity, acting on the CH-OH group of donors, NAD or NADP as acceptor. The record is from RefSeq and is a predicted model, not a curated record. NCBI's taxonomy places the organism in Eukaryota, Fungi, Ascomycota, Eurotiomycetes, Chaetothyriales, Herpotrichiellaceae.